UACCGACAUAUUGAUCUGUGUAAACUCAACUCAACCCACCCCCUCCCCACAUACAGCUUAGUGUCAUUACGUGGUUAAUGUGUAUUGGAUUUUCUAUUAGCAUUACAUACAAUCCGGGGGACCUUGAUUAAGUGAACACAGCAUAUCGCACACUAUCCAUUAGACAACCUUUCACAAAUGUGGUUGACAAAAUGAGGUUGUAACACGAAGCCACACGGCCAUCUUUAGGGAGCGUACAAUGUCCAUAAGGGGAGGGUCGGUGCCUGUAUGGGGAGGGUCAUGUAUAGCAUCUUUGGAAUGGGGGAAAGGUCAUACAAAAAUCAUUUUAACCUUGGGGAGGGUCGGUCAUGUAAAUAUGUCGCAUGGGACUUUCUGCGCGUACCGACACCCUCCUCCAGUACAUAACGUACUGUCCCUAACCUCGUCACGGGGCUCACCUGUAGACAACACUGGAACAAGAAGCACAACAAGUGACAGUGGCGACAAACAUCGUACCUGUACGGCGCAGGUGUUUCUACAGGACCCACCCCACGCCAGCUUGGCGACAGUAAAGAUGACUUGGAAGAGGAGUCCCGUGGGAGGAGUAUUGUUUGUGGUCCUGGCCUGCCUGUCCUAUCUGUUCGGUACCAUGUACGUGGUGACGCCGUGGUUCCCGCUCAUGCUGGUACGGCCUACCUGGUAUAGAUGGGUGGUGGACCAUCUCAUCGCCUGGUACUGGUACUUCUUAGUGGCACUACUAGAGCUGGUGUACGGUAUAAAGGUCCGUAUCACCGGAGACAGUAUCAGGCCUGGAGAGAGAACCCUGCUGGUCAUGAACCACCGGACCCGGCUGGACUGGAUGUUCCUCUGGAUGUACCUCAUCCGCCGGGGACAGCUGUCCAACGAGAAAAUCAUCCUCAAGAACGAGCUCAGGAAGGUUCCUGGAGUAGGUUGGGGUCUGGAGACUGGCUGUUUCCUCUUCAUCACACGUAGAUGGGAGGAGGACGAAAAGAUUCUCAAGAAGGUUCUGGACUAUCUGGCGUCUAUCGGCCACAGGACACAGCUGCUGCUCUUCCCUGAAGGCACAGACUUCACCGAGUACACCAGGAAAAGAAGCGACGCGUACGCCGAGAAGUCCAACCUUCCUAAGUACGAGUACGUCCUGCACCCCAGAACUAAAGGGUUCGUGUACAUCACGGAGAAACUCAUCAAAGAGCACAAUCUCGACGCCAUCCAUGACAUCACAGUCGGCUAUCCUAACGGGAAGGCUCAGAGGGAGGCGGACCUGCUCGCCGGCCGCUUCCCGGAGGAGGUCCACUUCCAGGUGCGGCGCCACCCCCUCCACACCCUCCCCACAUCCCCCGGGCAACUCGAGCAGUGGUGCACCACCCUGUGGGCGCAGAAGGAACUGCAGCUGAAGGAAUUCUAUCAGAAGAAGAAGUUUCCUGACACAAAUGUGCUGGAGGGAGGAACAUCGGGCGAUCCGCUGCGAGAACUAAAAAUGAGAGCCCUCCUCUGGCUUUCAGUACCUUUCUUCCUGACUGUUAUACUUGUCGUACCGUAUCUGAUGGCCACCUCGACAUCUUUUCUCAUCUCAGCCGUCGUCAUCUGUGCCUUUUACAUCGUGCAGCGCGCGGUGUUCGGUGGAGCAGAGCAUUUCCAGAUAGAUCUGUACAACGCGCUCCACAAAACAUAACCUCAAAGUCGGAAUCAUUUAUUGUGGAAG
Messenger RNA from Branchiostoma belcheri (Belcher's lancelet), 1705 nucleotides. Its product is annotated as lysocardiolipin acyltransferase 1-like. The record is from RefSeq and is a predicted model, not a curated record. NCBI's taxonomy places the organism in Eukaryota, Metazoa, Chordata, Leptocardii, Amphioxiformes, Branchiostomatidae. Gene Ontology annotation, molecular function: acyltransferase activity. The transcript has 6 exons. Gene Ontology annotation, cellular component: endomembrane system. The coding region runs from base 239 to 1675 and encodes 478 amino acids.